UUUUAUUCGUUGGCAUGGGGUGAAAUUGCCUCCGUGCCUAUGCGCAUAACCAAAGAGCCGGUGCCCGCCGUCAGCUUACUAUCGUUUUCAUCUACAAGCAACUGAACGGGGACGCCCCGCUUUGCAACAUCUUCGUCAUCACGCUCCCGAUUUCGACCUCUGAAGAAUAAGAAGAAGAUUUUUUCGUUUUCAUAUGACGGAGGACAGUGGCGUUAGGGUUUCCUCCGAAGAACCCAUUGCAGUUCCCUAUAUCGAUUCCUCUUCUCAAACUAAGCAAAGAAAGAAAAGAAAGUGGGAUCAACCUGCGGAGUCCUUUCUUUCUACUGCUACUGCAGUUCCAGGGGUUCUUCCAUCAUACAACCAGACGCUACUUGGCGGAGUUGCUGUCACCACUGUGGCAGCACUGGCGCAAGUUUCUCCCAUCAACUGUGCAACCUCAACCCAGUCAAAGAUUCAAGAUGAGUUAAUAGCAAGGGAAAUAUCAAUAAAUGACGCGGAGCCUUCUGUUCGGUACAAGCUCACGAAGCGUCAGACACAGGAGGAGAUUCAAAGACACACUGGUGCCGUGGUGAUAACUAGGGGCAAGUAUCAUCCUCCAAACACGCCCUCAGAUGGUAACAAGCCACUUUAUCUUCACAUCUCUGCAGGAGCCCAUCUGAAAGAUAUGGCUGAAAGGAUUUUAGCUGUUGAUCGAGCUGCUGCCAUGGUUGAAGAAAUGCUUAGACAGGGUCAGAAUUUGGCGACAUUGUCCUUUAGUCCUUUAAACAAUGAAUUCAAGGUUAAUCAGCCAUUAAGCAUGAGUGUGUUCUUGGGCUUUGACACAGAUCCAUCUAUGAACAUUGCUGCUCGAAUACGGGGACCAAAUGACCAGUAUAUAAAUCACAUAAUGGCUGAAACUGGAGUAACUGUCUCUCUUCGAGGACUUGGUGCGGGGAAUACUGAAGGUGCAUGUGAAGAACAACGAUUGCAUUUAUUCUUGACAAGCAACAAUUCCAAAAAUCUUGAAGAUGCCAAAAAAUUGGCUGAAGACCUGAUGGAUACAAUCAGUAAAGAGUUUGGCGUUUCAAGGGUUUCAUCAUGUAAGGUUUAUAGUGCUGUUCCACCUCCACAGCAGGUUUAUGGAGCUGUUCCACCUCCCCCACAGGUCUAUGGAGCCGUUCCACCUCCACUUCAGGUGUAUGGAGCUGUUCCACCUCUGCCAAAAGUUUAUAGUGCUGUUCCACCUCAACUACUUUGUUCAACACCACAGUUCGCAAGAGUUGAGAGCUUGGGAAACGAGCCAACUACAAGUUCAGCUUCAAGUUUGAUCUCGUCAGCUUCUCCUACCAUAGUCUCACCAGUUUCUUCAGUUAUACCAGGAGUUGCUCCUGUCAUCUCUCAAGGUUCAAUAUUACAAUCUGGACUGCCUCAGUCUCAAUCAACCGCCAUUAGUUAUAUCAAGCCACUUAUAUCUGGCGGGACAAACUAUAAUGGAUAUAGUGGAAUAUAUCCUCAAGCAACACCUUUGCAGCAAGUUGCCCUUGCCCUUAAACAAGUAUCUUCAACUACCACACCUGUAGCUGUCCCAAACAGGCCAGCACUGAGCGUGUCAAAUAUGAAUGUUAACUCUGAUGCAGAGAAAGAAAAACGCCCUAAUCAGAGACGUAAAUUUCAAGAGCUACCAAUUUGUGUGCAGGGUUCCUCGAUAAGCAAUCAGGAUUCAGAACUUUCGAACAACCCCUCAAACAAACCCACUGUGAAAAGUGUAUCAAAUAUGCCAGCUCCUAGGAAGCUUGUUCAACGAUCGUCCAAUGGAAUGGGACCACCUCAACCACGAUCCAUGCCACCUCCACCCACACCAAAAAAAUCUACAUCAGCAGUUAAGGUCAUAGUGCAAGAUAAGGAACUUUCGUUGGACACCAUUAAACACGAUGUUGUCUCAGAUACAUUAGUGAAGCUAAUGGAAUAUGGAGAAGAUGACGAUUCAGAGGAAGGGGUUGAAUCAUUGAACAGCGAUAACACUACUGGUGGCAUAGCAAAUCGAAAACCUUUCUGGGCCGUGUAGAAGUUAAAACGUAUUUCAUUAGUGAGAGAACAUGUUCGUCAUCUCCUAUAUACUAAUUUUGGAUGAAGACACGGUGAUGCGUUCCAACCUCUCAUGGAACAUGGUUAGGCAGCGGGUUUAUGGGGAUUUUAGAUAAAUUGUUGAUGAGGGUUUUAGAUAUUGUUAGAGAAUGUUGUAAAUUAGUAGUUUUGUAGUUGCGUACUAAGAUAUUACAUUGUAAGCUUACAACAUUAGUUGAGCAAGUAUAAAUCUGUUGGAAGCUUGACUGCUAUAUUUUCAAGAUGAAUGCAUUUAACAAAACGAAGAAGCAAAACAGUGCUAAAUAAAAGGUUUCUGCUUUUCUUCACUGCA
Messenger RNA from Cucumis sativus (cucumber), 2395 nucleotides. RefSeq names its product protein RIK. Gene Ontology annotation, cellular component: nucleus. The record is from RefSeq and is a predicted model, not a curated record. The coding region runs from base 194 to 2044 and encodes 616 amino acids. NCBI's taxonomy places the organism in Eukaryota, Viridiplantae, Streptophyta, Magnoliopsida, Cucurbitales, Cucurbitaceae. Gene Ontology annotation, molecular function: RNA binding. The transcript has 12 exons.